Molecule: messenger RNA, 821 nt
Organism: Fulmarus glacialis (Northern fulmar)
Lineage: Eukaryota; Metazoa; Chordata; Aves; Procellariiformes; Procellariidae
Product: FUN14 domain-containing protein 2-like
Exons: 4
Coding region: 1-438 (145 amino acids)
Biological process (GO): autophagy of mitochondrion
Cellular component (GO): mitochondrial outer membrane
Source: RefSeq, a predicted model, not a curated record
AUGAAGGAGGACUCGUUCAAUGUGCUGGACCUGGCGGAGUACACCAAGAACCGGCCCUGGUGGCGCAAGGUCUUCGCCCCCAGCUCGGGGUCAAGCGCCGAGAAAUACAAUGUGGCCACGCAGCUGGUGAUCGGAGGGGUCACGGGAUGGUGUACUGGAUUCAUCUUCCAGAAAGUUGGAAAGCUGGCUGCGACAGCAGUGGGAGGUGGCUUUUUCCUACUUCAGAUUGCAAACCACACGGGAUACAUCAAAGUGGACUGGAAGCUAGUAGAACGGGAUGUGAACAAAGCCAAGCAGCAGCUGAAAUUUCACAGCAGUGGUAACAAAAUGUCUCCGGAAGUGAAAAGCAGAGUGGAUGAGGUGAUCAUAUUUCUGAAGAAGAAUGUUAUCCUGACUGGAGGGUUUGCUGGAGGAUUCCUCCUCGGAAUGGCGUCCUAAAAACUGCGCUCGACUCUCCCUUUGCGCCUAGCCUCCCCUGCCCUCUUCUACUGCUGUUCUCUCUCACUUAGAAGUCAAAGGAUGUUGCCGACAGGCUCAGUCCCUUCUGCUCCCAAGUUGCAGCCCUUAUUUCUUACAUCGCUGCUUCUGAUUUCCAAUUUUUUCCUCUGUCUGGGCUGUUAGGUGCUGGGAUUGGUCUGAGAGCUUAUGACUCCUGGUGUAUCAUUGUGAUUCCUUUCCCCACCAAAUAUGCCCAGUCCCAAAUUUUCUGAUGAGUUGCAGCCUCAUAAACAUGUAGUGGCAGAGCAAUCUCUCAAAUGCACUUCUUCCCAGGUGCUCAGGGCUGUUACAUGCACAUUUGUCUGCCUGUAUAAGUGUACAAC